Messenger RNA from Quercus lobata, 1279 nucleotides. RefSeq names its product protein CHROMATIN REMODELING 4-like. NCBI's taxonomy places the organism in Eukaryota, Viridiplantae, Streptophyta, Magnoliopsida, Fagales, Fagaceae. The record is from RefSeq and is a predicted model, not a curated record. The coding region runs from base 1 to 1119 and encodes 372 amino acids. The transcript has 6 exons.
AUGGCCUGUGCUGGAAGAACUCUGGUUCUUGCAAUUAGUGCUGCCACUGAGGAACAUAGAAAAAGAAAACCGAAAUCGAAUAAUGAAGACAGUCAAAAGAAGCAUAGGAUUGAUAAGGGAAAAUCUAUUCUUAGUUCUUCUAAGAAACGUAAAUCCAGAGCAAAUACUGCCAGCCUUGUAACUAGUAAAUCACUGCAGAAGCGUAAGUCUACCAACCAUGAGGUUUCCACAGCUUUGUCAAAGGAGGAUCUUGGAACAAAGAGUUCAAAUGCUGAGAGGAAAGAUGAGAAGCUUCCUCAGGAAGCAACAAACCUAUCACAUGAGUUAAACAAAAAAGGUCAUGUUGAUGAAACAAUAAUCUGUGGAGAAAGUGUUGCCACUGAGACUCUGCAAGUUGAUUGGGUUCUGGGGUGUCGAGUUCAAGGCAAUUACACGAGCCUUUCACAUCACUUAUCUGUGAAUGUACUUGAUGACCUACGUUCUGAGGACUUACUAAUUUCAGAAAAUCAAAACAGACUCUCAGAAGAAAAUUUUGCUUGCGAUACUGAUUUAGAUGUAGUAGUUGCUGAAAAUCAUACUGAGGGUUGUCAGAAUAUUGAUAAGAGUUUUGACAGGGAAGAAAGGAUGAAGAAUGAAAUGAAAGUGGAUAAAAUACAUGUAUACAGAAGAUCUGCAACCAAAGAAUGUAAAAAAGGAAAUGCCAUGGAUCUUUUAAGAAAAGAUAUCAAGGAUUCAGAUUCUUGUGCUAGGAAUGGUAAAGAUCAAGACGAAUCUGCUGUAACUACAAAGAAUUUUGAAAAGGCAAAUGAAAGAAUGGUUACGGAGGAGAAUAUUGAUGUCAGUUUGAGAAAUCAAGAUAUUGAUGAAGUUCCAAAAAUUUAUGAAACAGACGUCUCUAAUGAAACCAAAGACGAUAAAGAAGUGGAUUUAGAAAGAAGCUCUGCAGAAAACAAAAUUCAGGAAGCCACCCUGGCUGAAUCUGCUUGUGUUGAUGGAGAGAAGGUAUCUUAUGAGUUUUUAGUUAAGUGGGCUGGAAAGUCUCAUAUUCAUAAUAGUUGGAUUUUUGAAUCCGAGCUCAAAGUUCUGGCAAAGAGGAAACUUGAAAAUUAUGUCAGUUAGGCAAGUAAUGUUCCAAGACAAUUUUAGCUUCUAAAAACCUUUUCAAUUGAUCAUUGAACUGUAAACUCUUGGGAUUAAUUUUUCUUUGGCACCAGCUUGUGUUUAUUUUUAGUUUUUCUUUCUAAAACAAGUCUAUUGGCAAUUACAGAUACGGUCAUAG